AAUGUAAUAAAUUUAUACAUAAAUAAAUCAGCUAUAAAAAAAAGAAACCGCUCGUGUGCAUGAGCGAGGUGUUCUGCGCAUGUGCGUUCGCCAUUUCCUCCGCACUGAAGACCCACGUGUGUAUGUGACUGUUGUAAGGGGGAAGCGGAGUUUCCAGUUGAGGACAGCGAGUGUUUAGCGGUGAUGCCGAAGGUGAAGAGGGGUAAAGCGGAUCGGAGCCGGGGCUCGGGUCCGGUUCCUGUUCCUCUGGCGGAUCAGAUCCUGCAGGGAGACACGGCUCUCCGCUCCACACACAGAGACAAGAAGCGCAGAGAGGAAGCUCAGGAGGAAGACGAGUAUGUGGAUGAAAAACUCUCCCGCAAAAUCCUGCAGCAGGCCCGCAUCCAGCAGGAGGAGCUGCAAGGGGAGUACGGCCUGAGCACUGAGGUGGAGAUCCAGAAGAAAAAACAACAGCCUUCUACACUGCUGGGUGCGAGCAGUAAGGACACCGAGUCGGAUGAGGAAUGGCCCGAACUUGGAGCGGAGCAGGAAGAAGGUGGCACAGAGGUGGAGGUUGAUCUGGAGGAUGAAAAAGCCAUCCAGAUGUUCAUGAACAAGAACCCACCUGUGAGGCGUACUUUAGCAGACAUCAUCAUGGAGAAAAUCACAGAGAAGCAAACAGAGGUGGGAACAGUGAUGUCAGAGGUUUCAGGGCGACCCAUGCCUCAACUUGACCCCCGGGUUAUAGAGGUGUACAGAGGAGUCAGUAAGGUUCUGUGUAAGUAUCGCAGUGGGAAACUGCCCAAAGCCUUCAAGAUCAUCCCAGCACUUUCUAACUGGGAGCAGGUCCUCUACCUGACAGAGCCUGAGACAUGGAGCGCAGCGGCGAUGUACCAGGCCACACGGAUUUUUUCUUCAAACCUGAAGGAGAGAAUGGCUCAACGCUUUUAUAACCUGGUGCUGCUGCCGCGGAUCAGAGACGACAUCGCCGAGUACAAGAAACUCAACUUCCACCUGUACAGCGCGCUGAAGAAAGCCCUGUUCAAACCUGGGGCUUGGUUUAAAGGAAUUCUGAUCCCACUGUGUGAGUCAGGAACAUGUACGCUGAGGGAGGCCAUCAUCAUCGGCAGCAUCCUCACCAAGUGCUCCAUUCCUGUACUGCACUCCAGCGCUGCCAUGCUGAAACUGGCUGAAAUGGAGUACAAUGGAGCAAACAGCAUCUUCCUUCGCCUGCUGCUGGAUAAGAAGUAUGCACUGCCCUUCCGCGUGCUGGACGCUUUGGUCGCUCACUUCCUGACGUUCCGGACGGAACAGCGUGUUCUUCCUGUGCUGUGGCAUCAGAGUCUUCUCACGCUGGUGCAGCGCUACAAGGCUGACCUGGCCUCUGAACAGAGGGCGCUGUUGGAGCUGCUGAAGGUCCAAACGCAUGCACAGAUAUCUGCUGAAAUCAGGCGCGAACUUCAAAACGCAGCGGCACGAGACCAGGAGGACGCCACGCCGGCCAUGACGCUGGACUGAAACACACAGGAGGACAUGAAAUAUCAGCUGUACUCACAACCCCCAUGAUGACUUGCUAGCACAUGAGUUUCAGUCUAAUGUUGGUGAAAGUUAAAAUAUUGUGAUGGGAAAUGAGAAGAUGCAUCAUUCAGGAUAGAAACGUCAGGGUGUCUUUUUGUUUUUCUUUCUCAUGCGUAGUGAACAUUGCUCACUGUACCUUUUUAUUCACCAGUUCUUUGGAAUCUAUUUGUCAAUUUAAAAGUAAACGAAACCACUUCCGUUACUAGAAGUGUUUGGUGUGUUAAUGUGUCUGUGCUUUAUUAACCUGCUGAACGUAAACACACCGGGGACGAUACACUCAGGCAUGCCCUGGAACAUCAUGCUGAAACCUGAUCAUACACACGUCAUGGAUCCAUCUGAAAUUUGUAAUAAAUCCAGACUAUAAGA
Messenger RNA from Silurus meridionalis, 1923 nucleotides. It is a transcript of the gene bysl, whose product is annotated as bystin-like. Lineage: Eukaryota; Metazoa; Chordata; Actinopteri; Siluriformes; Siluridae. Gene Ontology annotation, molecular function: snoRNA binding. Gene Ontology annotation, biological process: rRNA processing. Gene Ontology annotation, cellular component: cytoplasm; preribosome, small subunit precursor; nucleolus. The record is from RefSeq and is a predicted model, not a curated record.